UAAAGGCAGCCCCAGGGACCCACGGGCGCCUGUCUGCAGUGCGAGAAGCCCAGGAGGGUUGGGCAAUCGUGGUUUCCUCCCAGCCCACAGGACACAGCUUUGCCAGCCCAGUCCCAGGCGUCUUGGCCUCGUCUGCUCUGGCAUGGAGGAGACAGUCGUGCGGCCCUCCGUGUUCGUGGUGGAUGGACAGACGGACAUCCCGUUCACGAGGCUGGGGCGCAGCCGCCAGAGACAGCCCUGCAGCGCUGCCCGGCUAGGUCUGGGCUUCCUGCUACUGCUGCUGGCAGCUGGACUGGCCAUCCAGGGCUGGUUCCUGCUGCAGCUGCACUGGCGCCUGGAGGCCAUGGCCCACCCCCUGCAGGACAGAGGUGCAGGAUCCUGGGAGCAGCUGAUGCAAGAGCGGAGGCCCCAGCAGGCCAAUCCGGCAGCGCACCUCACAGGCGCCAACUCCAGCCUGACAGGGCGCGGGGGCCCUCUGCUGUGGGAGACGAAACUGGGCCUGGCCUUCUUGAGGGGCCUCACCUACCGGGAUGGUGCCCUGGUGAUCGCCCAGGCUGGCUACUAUUACAUCUACUCCAAAGUGCAGCUGGGCGGUGUGGGCUGCCCCCAGGGGCUGACCGGUGGCCUGCCCAUCACCCACGGACUCUACAAGCGCACAUCCCGCUACCCCGAGGAGCUGGAGCUGCUGCUCAGCCGGCGAUCGCCAUGUGGACGUGCAAACAACCCCCGCGUCUGGUGGGACAGCAGCUUCCUGGGCGGAGUGGUCCACUUGGAUGCUGGGGAGGAGGUGGUGGUUCGCGUGCCGGGGGAGCGCCUGGUCCAACUCCGCGAUGACACGCGGUCCUACUUUGGAGCAUUCAUGGUGUGAAGGAAAGGGCAGUGGUGGAUUGAACAGGGGUCCGACGGGCACAGACCUCAGAGGGUCUGCCUGGGGAGGCAGAAGCCCCAGCAAGCAAAGAUUCUGAAGAAUCCCCAGGGAAACUGCAAAUUCAGCAGUUGCAGAGCUGAGCGGGGACCACAAGGGGCCAAACCCAGCUGACCCAAGAGGUUGAAGACCCAGCAGGCAUGUCGGGAGGACCAAAGGAAGCUGCAGACCCCUCCAGGAAUAACACUGACCACAGACUCGGAGACUUGGGGGUCUGUUGGCCCCCCAAACAGGGAUAAAGCUGAUCUGCCUGAUAUUCAGGAAGAAGGGGGUGGG
Molecule: messenger RNA, 1201 nt
Organism: Phacochoerus africanus (Common warthog)
Lineage: Eukaryota; Metazoa; Chordata; Mammalia; Artiodactyla; Suidae
Gene: TNFSF14
Product: TNF superfamily member 14
Exons: 4
Coding region: 143-868 (241 amino acids)
Biological process (GO): immune response
Cellular component (GO): membrane
Molecular function (GO): tumor necrosis factor receptor binding
Source: RefSeq, a predicted model, not a curated record